This is a messenger RNA of Spirodela intermedia, 14851 nucleotides long. Lineage: Eukaryota; Viridiplantae; Streptophyta; Magnoliopsida; Alismatales; Araceae. The record is from the annotation of a GenBank genome assembly.
AUGCCUUCUUCCAUGGCCUGCACACGCCUGGCGGCAUGGACGGUUGCCGCCGUUCUGCUCCAGAUCCUUGGCCUCUAUCUCUUCAUGUUCGCUUUCUUCCCUGUGAGGCCGGCCCUUUCGGGUCUAAGGUUAGAAGACUUUGCCCUGUUUCAGUUUUUUUUCUUCUUUUAAUUGUUUCUUUCGUCCCGAUCCCAUGUUGGUUCUGAAUUGAUCUUUUUUGGUGAGUUUCGCAAUGCGCAGCGGCCCUGAGAGUUUUUUAAUGCCGACUUGUGGCUCUGCCGAUAUCCCUGAGAGGUGGAACCUUCCUCCACAUGAGCUCAGAGCUAUGUAUAAGGUGAGCGUUCUCAAUUCUCUCUUUUCCAUUGUUCUCGCCUUUCGUUUUGGGUGAGAUGAAGUGAGUGUCGGACUAGAAAAAAUGUGAAACCGUGCCUUCUCCAUUGACAUAUCUUAACCUUCUCCUCAUACUAGUACUCUACUUUCUUUUUUCAAACUUUUUAAGCUUUUUUCUGUUGCUUUUCUAGUCAUACGUUUUAUGUUCUUCUUUUAUUCUUGACAUAUCCAAUAGAUAGAUCAUCGAUGAUUUUUCUUGAAAGUACUUGUAAAGUCUUUAUCAAUUUAGCAUGGAAUGCCACUAACACAGAAACUUCGGCUGACAAAAAGGUAUCAAUAUGUGAGAAGAUUCAAAUCAAUACUUGGAAUUUUCCUUCCCUUCCCAUGUGACCUGUUGGACAAUCAUCUAUCUUACAAAUAAUGGUAAUUAUUCCCUUUGAAAAGAAAUAGUCACACUCUUCGCUUCCUUAUUCCACUCAAAUCGAAGCAGAUUUGGUUCAGGUAAUCACGCUUUUCAAUUGCAUGUAAAUAUCUGGGCCAUUGGGAGUCUUGAUCUAUAUCAUUACGUAUGAUCUUAGUAGAAAAUUAUUGUUGUGAUUUAAACAUUUCGUGCCUCCUCAAAUCUAAAGAAAUAAAAAAACAUAAUUUUCUGUCGAUGAGACAGGCUAGUAAUCUUAGAACUAUUUAAUUUAAAUCUGACCUGCCUGAUGAGGUCUUAACUUUUCUCCAUACACUUGUUGUCUCUAUCUGCUCUUAUAUUCUCAUAGUUUAGGUGAAAAAUUCUAAUUUCGGUCUGGUAAUAGUGGAAAGUUUCUGGGUUGGCUUAGGCUCACAAGAAAUUAUUUUCAUUCAAUUCCCUUCUUGGUUUCAUUUUCAUUUCGUUGCCUAUUACUAUAUGUUUGCAACUUUCUCUUUGUUUUUUGAUUUCUUUGUUAUGCAUCAUCUUACAAUCCUGAUAUAGGAUUCUUGUCUUUUCUUCAUUCAUAUACUUCAUAUUUUAAUUUCUUCAAAAUACUUUGUGGUGAUUUAAUCAAGCAUUUUAAUGUUAUUUCUCGUAGAUUAUGAUUCUUGAAGCAUCUCUCUUUUGUGCAGGGAAUGUCACGACUACCUCCUUUUUUUGAUCGAUUGAUAUUGAUGGUAUGUUUUUUCUCCUUGGAAAAUACAAUUUGGAAGCGCUUAUAUUUUGUUGAAUCCUGUAAAAGAUAAAUUUGUUUAGUUUCUGAACACUCUUGCCAGGUUGUGGAUGGACUACCUGCUGAGUUCAUUCUUGGUAAGGGUGAGACAACUGCCACUAAAAUCAUGGCUGAUGCCAUGCCAUACACUCAUUCUUUGCUGUCAAGUGGUAAAGCACUUGGAUACCAUGCACUUGCUGCCACUCCCACUGUUACCAUGCCUCGACUAAAGGUGGAGUUUAUCUGUCUCCCAAGCACUCAUUUCUUUGGUUGCUUUCAAAUUAUGAACAUUCAGCCUUGUAUAGCAUUGCAGGCAAUUGUUUCUGGUAUAGUUGGAGGCUUUUUGGAUGUGGCCUUCAAUUUUAAUACCCAAGAAAUGUUAGAUGACAACUUGGUCGGUAAGUUGGGAAAAAUAGCUGUCCUGAGAUGUUGAUGAUGGAGUUAGACUUCUUCGGUCUCUUCUUAAGUUAUCAUCAUUCUGCAGAUCAAUUUUAUCAUUGUGGGCAGAAAAUGGUGAUGCUUGGUGAUGAGACAUGGAUUAGAUUGUUUCCUGGACGGUUUAUUAGGCAAGAUGGAGUAAGCAGUUUUUAUGUAAGUAAUCUGAGAAGUCGAGUUCUCAUAGUAUUUUAUUUUUCUUUAUAAUUCAUCUAUAUUUAUUCUCUUUUGGUUUGAUAAGACAAUUUUUGACAUGUUAUUUUCUAAUUGGUCAUGUUUAGGUGGUAGCAAAAAUACUGUGGUGUAAGCCUUUAUUUGGGGAUGUGAUUCACUCUUGAUAACCCAAAGUCACUUUUAGCUAUGUGUUUGGAAUGAACUGGCCGUUUCAAGUCGUUUCAGCAGUAUCGUUAAUUGAAUCUUGAACACAUGAGAACUAUUUCCUUAAUUGGAUAGUGUAAGUGUUUGAUCCUCAAAAUAAGUUAAUUCAGAUGGUCCCUCCUAUAUUAUCUGGAGUCACUAAUCAGGGAAACUAGAGUUGGUAUUCCUAGAGAAAACACAUUGUAUCACUAGCAUUUUCAUUUCAGACUUGCAAAUAUUUGGGUAUAUAUACUUAGAAAGCAGACUGGAAUCCGUAACAAAGCUUGACUAUGUCCUUACAAAGCUUAACAAGUGCUGUAAAUCGCUUCCUGUUGCAUAUGUCGGCUUGAAUAGUCAUGGACCAAGGAAAUGUUAGUACAUUGCGUUGUUUUUUUCUUUACCCACUUGCAGAUCGCCCUCCCCGCUUCCAGACUAGAUUUGACAAUGGCUUAAGUCGUGUAUAUAUGACCUUUGAAACUAUAAAAAAUCAUAGGCACCUCCGAAGCUGAUUACUCAUUUCAUGUUCUUACAUUUGCACUGUACUGAAAGCAUGCUUGCCUGACAGCUGAAGCGGUCAUUUGCAUGUAUUGGAUCCUCUGUUCUUUCAUUUGUACGUUAAAAACUAAGAGAAAUUCAACCUUAGAACCAUUUAAUCUUGAGACUAGGUCAAUGACUUGAAUUUACUAAUCACGUGGAUUAUUGUGUGAUUGUAAUGUUGCUGCUCUUAUAUCUGAUGAUGAGUUCUGGGGGUCUUCUCAUCCCUAAUCAGGUUAAAGAUACUGUGGAAGUUGAUUUCAAUGUUUCUCGACAUCUAGAAUCAGAGCUGGCCGCAAAGGAUUGGGACCUUCUGGUGAGCCCUUCUUAUUUUUUUCUUUAAUCUCUGAACACACUUGUUACUUUUUCGAGGUUAUGCUUCCUACAUUUCCCAUUUAGUGUAGUGGCAUUUUAAACAAUCCGACAUUACAACUGCAAAUUACCUCAAUGGGAGAUGAGUCUUUAUUGAAGCUAUAAUAGGCCAUUGUGUCAUAAAUCUUGCUGGAAAAUACACACGACCCUGACUAUGCACUCUGUCUGGUCAUCAAUUUAAACUAUAAUUGAAUAAGAAAAUACAUGCAAAGACACAAUUUUGAAGUGUUCAUAAUGAGAAAUUUAGUCUUUUGAAUUGUAAUUAAAAGGUUAAAAAUAUGUUUGUGAAGGUGGGAGUCCACAAUCAUUCAUAGGCUGAUCCCACUCUCCCUAAAGUAGUAGACCGACUACAGGCAUAUUGGAGCAGAUCCUAGAUGGGCCCCCAAAUGGUCCUGCACUCAACUAUAUUCGAACAAAGUGAAUUUUCCCAUCGUUUAGCGAGAAAGAAAAAAGUAGGACGGAAAGAAUACCAGGCAAUCCCUUGUUACAUGACAGCUGUGAGAAAUCAGGCGUUGUUGAGGUUUUCUUUUACCUCUUUAUUGACAUGGAAUCUGAACUGCAAUAGAUAAAGGUAGGAAAAACGGCUGCAUGACAAGCUGGUCAUGGGGCCAGGAGGGAAGAAGGUAAACUAAUUUUGUAGAGAAUAAAAGGGCUUCUUCUACACCAGCAAAGUGCCCACAGUUUCAGUCACUUGGUGGAAGUUUGGACCUAUUGUGAGGCAUGUUCCAGAAAAUAAUAUGUUGUGGCAAUAAAAUUAGAGUGUUUCAUUGGACAUCAAUUUCUUUCGAUGUUCUUAAAAGGUUGAAGAUCUCGAGUAGAAAUAGAAGUUCUUCAUUGUAUUUAUUUACUGAUGUGGUUAUAUUGAGAAGUUCUUCAUUUUAGUCAAGAUAAAAAUUAAUAAUCUGCAAAAUAUUCCUCUGUGAAUAACUUGAACGUUUAACAGCAUUCUGAGUUUUCUUCUUAAUUGUCAUAACUGAUGCUUUUGAGAUUCAUUAUUUCUAUACUCUUAAAUGUUCUGCUUGAUGUGACAACUAUUUCUGGUUCUUAACAAGGCUUUUCCUUUAGAUUCUUCAUUAUCUGGGCCUUGAUCAUGUUGGCCAUAUUGGCGGGCGUAACAGGUAACUGCAUUUAGAGAGUUACAAUAACUAUCAUUAUCAUUGCUUCACAAAAAUUAUUAUUUAUUCUGAAACAGCAUUCUCAUGGCCCCAAAACUGAAGGAGAUGGAUGAUGUUAUCAGGGCGGCUCACACACAUGCCAUCCUUCAACAAAAUGUUGACAAACGCACGCUUCUGGUUCAUACUUCGUACCUGUCUUAUUCCUUCAUUAUUUAUCUAUUUGAUUAAUAUCAGACUGCAUGAUUCGUGUCUAAUUUAUUUUUACCCAUUUGAGUAAGAACAUUUUGUCCUGAAAUAAACCAUCUAGAGAUAAUCUUCCUUAUUUGUAUACACAGUUUCACAUUUUCUUCAUCGCCGGACCUCUUAUGUGAUUCUUGUCUCUGAGAAUGUAAAUACAUUAUGACGGGAAUGAUCCGCCAAAUAAUUUUGACGGAAUGCGCUUAUAUCGUAUUGUUGUUAUUAGCAUAGUAAUUGGAUUAAUGUUCUUUGGACAACAUCCCUUGAGUGAAGAUCGACGGUUCUGAGCAGCAUCAUUCAACCAGAUUAUAAUUAUAUAAUUUACUAGAUCAAGAUAUGCUCGUACAUUUCAUUUUCAGAAUUGCUUGGACGGCAUCCCUUGAGUGAAGACCGACGGUUCUGUACAGCAUCGUUCAACCAGAUUAUAAUUAUAUUAUUUACUAGAUUAAGAUGUGCUCGUACAUUUCAUUUUCAGAAUUGCUGAUUUACUUCUCAUACUGUGAUUCUAGUUAUUGAGAUUUUACUCUACUUUAUUUUUAGAUAUUAUUCUCGAGUUCUUAUCAACAUUGUUUAGGAGUUUCAGUGGGCCAGGUAAGUGAGAAACUUAGCGGGGCUUGUAACGAAUUGGUCUGUAUCUGAAGUGAAGUUUGAUCUCGUUUGGUACAGAAGGUUGGAUUCCAUUUUCUUUGAUGAUUGUCACACCAUCAUCAAGGUGGCCAUUCCUCCCUCCCUCCCGCCAUCUUCAAGUCCUCUCCCCUUUGGUGGCACCUGAACCCUCCUGCCAUCUCUUCCCCUUUCUCCUGGUGAGUGCCCGCUCUUUUGCUUCCUCCCCUUUUCUAGCUUGCCCUUUUUCAGACCCCCGUCAGCGGGCAAUCCUAUUUUUCUGGUAUCCUCCCCACAUCCUCAAAUGAAGCACUCCGUCUCCCCCUACUGGCUGCCAGUAGGCAACCCUGCCUACCUUCUCUUGCACCCCUACCCUUCCCCUUCUCCAGUCUGUCCAACUCCCUACCACUUGAGUCACAUUCACACUACCCCAAGUCCAUGUUCACCAACCACAACCCUUCUCUUCCCACCAUCAUCCAGGGGGAACCAUCAUUCCUUUCUCCCAUCUUUUCAUUUCGUUUCCCUGGCCAUCUGCCUCCCCCCUUCAUUAUGUAUAACGCUCUCAAAACGUACAGUUUUUCCAUGGCAAAUGCUUGGGGUAGGUAAUUUCUGGGCUUCUUAGUUUAGUAAUGUAGGUUUCGCCAGAGAAGAUGAAAAGAUGACAAGGUUGAUUUGAAAGACAAGUAUUUACUAUCAAAAAAUGUGUUGAAUUUUCUUGUUGACAAGGUUGUUACUUCAAAUAUAUGGAUGUUUAAUCUAGGAUCUAUGUUUAUUUUUUCAGGUAGUUGUUAGUGAUCAUGGCAUGACUGAUAAUGGGAAUCAUGGAGGUUCUUCAUAUGAGGAAACUGACUCUGUUGCACUUUUUGUGGGUCUUCAGCCAAAGUCAACAGAUUUUAAGUUACAAGCUUAUAGGACAAUUAAUCAGGUAAAAAGUUAUGUUUCUUGGAUAAAAAAUGUUGUUAAUAGAGUGCCUAAGCGACGACAUGCCGUCUCUUCUGGGAUGUUUAAGUUGGAUAUGUCGGGCACUGUUUAUGGAUUGAUUCUCUACUAUCAUUUGCUUUGAAAAUGAUGGUCGUUUUCCCUUUCCCAAUUUGUCACAUUUCUGUGGCUUCUAUCAUUCUGUGUUCCUCUGCAAGACUACUGCACAUGUAUUACCUAUAUGCACUAUGGUAUGACUGAAAACACGUAAUCCAUCCCGAAACCUUUUUCAUUUCUGUAUUUUGGUCACUGCUUGAAUAAUUAGGGCAAAUAAGGGCUGAAGGUAUGGAAUCUCUCCCAACACAAGCACAUUUUAAAUAUUCCCCGUUCUCCAAUACAAGUUUUUCUGAGAUCAGACAAGACUGAAGUAUCAGAUCCGCAUGUAUUGACCCAUCACGUUCUGUCAUAUGCUUUCUUAAAAAUUGCCUCGAAAAUCUAGCCACUUCUCUAUUGAAACUUAAUAUAAUUAAUCCACGUAUGAGCUGCUAAGGUCUCCUUGAUAAGAGAUCUUUGAAUCCUGCUGGUCAGCAUAAUAACCACUUUUUGUAGCCUCAUAGCCUCAUAAUUGAGUUUCAUCUGAUAUUCCCUCCAGAGCUUGAAACCUCGAUAAACUGGCUAUCCAUCAGCACCUCCCCCUUCACCGUGGAGGAUCUAUGACACAGAUGGUCAUGGAGCACUCGUGGCUUCCUGUAGGAUGUCCAAUCGUUGGUCCUGACAAUGUCAACAUUUGUGUGGCAGGGAGCACCAUAGCUGUGGAUUGCAAUAUGUCCUUUCCUCAUUCCCUCCACCUCACCAUCUUCAGGCAGUUCCUCUCAGUACCAAAAUUAUAGGCUCUUUAUUUUUCUGCCUUCAAUUUGAUGAGUGCUUGUGGCAACCGGAAGAGGGAGUCUUUCUGCCCAGGGCCCCAGCAAACCAAGCUCUGAGGGGGGGGAGGGGGAAACAAUGUAAAGUUCCAUGUUGUGCAUCUUCACCUGGUUUUAGUAGCCCUUACAUUGAUACAUAAUUUCAGAUUUUUAAACUGAAAAGAAAAGAGUAUCCUCUCUAAGUUAUCAUUUGUUCUCCAUACGUAGAUUCACUGAAAAUUGAUUUAUUUAGAUACAAAUACCCUUGUUCUUCAUUCUUAUGUUUUCAUUUGAGGUCAUUGCAGCAUAUAACUUUUCACCCAAUCUGCGUGAAUGUCUCCCAUCAGUACCUAUUUUUCGUUGUUCAGGUAGAUAUUGCACCAACCCUGGCAAUUCUCUUUGGGUUGCCUAUUCCGAAGAAUAGUGUUGGCCUUCUAAUCAGAGAGGUUGUUGACCAAAUGACAGGUUUGUACAUACCUCUUAUUUACAUUGAAUGGGUUAAAAAUAAUAUUGCUCCAUUAGAAUGGCAUUUUUUCUUGUUCUUUUUACUUCUCCAAUUUCUUCAAUCCAAAAUGUAGCUUGUCAAUAGUAAUUAUUUAUGCAUGGAUCAAUAUAAACGAGCAGGAAUUAUUGCCAUCUGUACUGUGAUAUUCUUUCUUUAACUACGUUUCUUAUUCCCGUUUUCUUAUAUAAUUUUAAAACGCAAACAGGAAAGAGGUUCAUUGUCAUCAGUUGAGUUGGGAUAACCAUUAAAUUUCCUUAAACGUCAUGGUGCUGUAUAAGACUCUAGUAAUCAUUGUCAGAUUCUUUAUUUGUCUCUCAUCGCUUAACUUGAAGUUUUGACGGGCUGUUCUUUUGUCCUGAAUCUGCUCUUCCCUUUAUUUUUUAUCCUGUCACUUUGAUCGGAUAUUUAGUAGCUGUGUAUCCAUGUUCUGGGCAUUUUUUUAUUACCAAGCCAAUGUUUGUGUCCCAAUCAUCAUAAACGUUAUCACUACUAAGAGAACAUAUCUCAACUGACAGGGUUGGUCAACCCAGGGUAUCGGGUUCAAAGCCCAGUUGCUCACAGUAUGUCCCAACCUCGUUCGAGUACCAAGGAGAGUUUCUAAUCACGCUGGGAGCACUUUUCAAUCACGAGUUCCUGUUCUGCAAUUAAGUUUGCAUGGACUGAAUGUUGACAGGUUCCAAUAUCAGUUAGAAAAACUGUGUCAAGGUCAUCCGAUAUCUGCUCUAAUGGACAUUUUAUGGUUGCACUUGUAGAUAAAAUUUAUCCAAUGUCUCGAUUUGACCUACUAUGUGUCUUGAUCUACUCUUCCCAGGAAGCCAUGGCAAACCCCUAUUGGUUUGAAAGUUUAUCAGGAUUUUUUAAUCAUCCUAGAUUAAUAUAGGCUAGUAUUUAACAAUCCCAAAAAAAAAUCAACAGACUUUCGGAUGGGACUCGUGCAGGAAAUUAUAAAAGUCGCCACUGAAAAACAAAUUCAAAUGGGGGUUAACCUACAUCAGAAAGGUCUUCUAUCCUUUGCAAGGGUCAACCACGCCAUUCCUGAGCUUAUCCAACUAGUAUUUGUCAAUGAGACCUUGUCUGUGGAUUCUUCAAUGUAAGGAAUGAGUUUCAUCCAUUCUUCUUGUCUUUCAUAUGCUGUUUUAUCAUCUUUUCCAUCAUGUUUCUCCAAUACUUUUCUUCUGAACUCGAGGUUUCUCCCACCUAGGCCCGGUAUCUUCCUUCCCCUCUUCUACAUCUCUACAUUGAACCAUUUAAAUGAUAGGAUGCAUGCAGAGAGUUGGUGUUUGUGGUGCUCUAAUGCUUUCCCCCCUAACUGUAUUGAUGAUGUGUUCUAAAGCUCGUGUACGGAUUGAUGAGCUGCACACUUAAGCAUUUUUCCCAUGUCUUUGAGCUCAUAGACUUUGACUUGCUGCCCAAAAAACUGAUGAUCGGUGCAAAUUAUAGAAUAACCAUUAAUCUAGGGCAAGUUGUGUCUAUUUUGUGUGGUUCGUCCUCCCUGUUCUCAGUCAGUUUAUAACCGGUGGAACGAACCUAAAAGUCGGUUCUGGUUCACCUGUCUGGAUGGACGUUCUACAGCAUAUUUUGAGUGCUAGCUUUUCCAGUUGUAGUAAUUCUCUUGAACCGAUAAUUUUUCUCUGAUUAGCAUCAUCAUUUCAUCUCUGUGGUUAGGCGCCGUCACGAAAUGUCUUGGAACGUUUGAUAAUCCCCUUUGGGGUUAUCGACUUCCUUUAAAUUUUCGGCUGAGCCCAAUCCUAUGAUUUAGAUUCCUAUAUGAAAAAUAUGAUAAAAGUAUAGUAAAAAAACGGAAGGUGUAACAAUGAAAGUAUGAAAUCGACCAUAUACCUUCAUUAUGUUUGACUCCACUUUUUUUCAUUAGUUUAUGUUCGACCUGUGGACAAUAACUAUGCGCGGUGGCCAUUACCACUGUCCUAAACCUGGUUCCUCAAUUGGAACUCGGGGUUUUUAGUAAAUAAUACUUUCCCUGGUAUUGAUUGGCGCUAUUAACGGAGAUUUUCGUUAUUUUAUUUUACGUAUAUAAUUCACAUUUUGUUUAAUAUUCAUCAAAAUUCUCAGUAAAGUUUUAUUUUGUGGAAAACAGUAUCUUCGAUAUUACCGGUGAUUCCUGCUCGAAUUAAAGACAAUGUAACAUGCUUUCAAAUUGUAAAAAUGUCAUGGAUUUAUGUCUUAUAAUUGCAUAGUAUCUUAUUAUCUCAUCGUAACUUUUUGUGCAACAGAUGUGCAAAGGUUGCGAGCUUUGGAGAUAAAUUCAUUCCAGUUGCUUAGAUUAUUGCAAUCAUAUAUACCAGACGUACUUUGUGAAGACUUGUGUGUUGGAUUAAAUAAUGCACAUAAUUUAGGGAUCAGUCCAUCAACUGGGAGUGUGAAGGAAAACUUCUGUCAUCUAUUCUCAAAUGCGGUGAAUUUCCAUAAUUCGUGGAAACUUCUGAAUGAGUCAGAAAUUUUGUAAUUUUUCUUACUUCUAUUAUUCUGGCCAAUAUCUUUGUAUUAGUUAUCUGAUGUAUCUUUUUACAGUUCGAGGAAUGGUGAUCUCCCAAGUAUUACUGUCGACGCUUAUUAUGAGUUUUUAGGUGCUGCCAGUGAUUGGUUGUCAACAGCUGCCACUAGUGUAAUGCUGCUUUUCUUUUGCCACGUAUAUCAUGCUCAACUUUAUAUAUGAAGUUUAAGAAAGCAUGGCAAACAACUUCUUUCAAAUUUUGCAGAAUCCGGCGACAAUGCUGUUGGCUGGAAUUUCUAUAAUGGUUUUUUCAUGCGCCAUCAUCUUGGGUCUUUUGGUCAGGAUGCUCAAAGAACAUCGUCAGAAGCUAUAUCCUUCUCACGGGACAGUCUUUAACUGUAGUUGGAACAAAGAUGAGGCUUUUGUUUUCCUUGCAAUCCUCAUCCAUGUGUUUAGUCUGGGGUCAAGUUCAUUGGUGGAAGAAGAGCAGUACACAUGGCAUUUCUUAACGUCCACGUUGUAUUUGAUUUUUUUGUUUAUGAGAAUUCAGUCAUUUGUUGGAUUCUCCCCAAAGGCAACUAUGAUAGUGAGAGGAGAUAAUCAUAGUACUCAACUGCCGUUUUGUUUCAGUUUGUCAUCACUUUGCAAGAUUCUGAAGGGGACAUCGUUUGUCUGUAAGGAUCAUCAGAGUCUAUCUUUUUGUUCGAUACUUUCUGUACUCAUUUGUAUGAGAGUCUUGAGGGGUUGGCAUCAAGGUGGUGUGAACUGGAUUCAUCUUCCUGAUAUUUCGAAGUCUCUUGAGGAAGCUGGCACCAGUGUGAUAAAAACUUUCCGUAUUGCUUCGCUGGUUUUUCUUAUUAGUCUGGGAUUCCUGGCACUUCGUUCUGCAAAAUCAAGAAAAGUUUAUCUUGGAGUAUUGGUCAUUAGUCACUUUAUGUCUUUUUUUCUCAUCUCUCUUCAUAUCCUUGGAUACCAAAACCACUCACUACUAGAAUCAAGCUACGACCUCAGUUCAUUCCUUUUGCUUUAUGGAUCGCUGAUUUUAACUUUGAUGAUCUCCCUGUUAUCUCCCUGGUUUUCGCCAUCUUGCCGUCAGAAUAUAUCCUGGGAAACUAAAUUCCAGAUGAGUAGUCCGACUGAUGAAAGAGUUGUUAACUAUUUCCUUCACUCCAUUAGAGACCCCAUAUAUAUCAUUGGGGUGACAUACACAAGUUCCUGGUGCCUUCUUCAACUCUUUCUUCAGCAGCCAAUAAAUGCAGCGCCUGUGCUUAUGCUCUUUAUUCAGAUACUUGUCAGUACGAUUUAUUUCUCUCAUGAGGAAUCACAAUAUAAGCCAUGGGUUGAGGUCAGUGAACCGUUUUCCCCUGAUAAUUUAUUUUUUUUGUGGGAAAAAUAUAGGUCUUUUGACUCUGUCACCCACAAUCAUACUUUUGAUUCACUUGCAUGUUCAAGUAGUGAGUAUUUCUGUAUUUUAUUAAAAUUUUAUUGGAUGUCAAAAUAAGCAUUAUUACAUUAGCUGUUCCUUCUUCUUUUUUCGGCAUAUUCAGCUGUCUAAUGUCAAAAUAAGCCACUGCUAAAAAUUAUCUACCUUUCUCUUGUGUAUUUUAUCAUACCUGUCACUUGAGAACUGCCGAUAAUCAUCAGGACCUUUGGUCAACAAGUUGUUUUGCCUGGGGAGUUCAAAGGCAAGUUUGAUGAGGUUGAUACGUUCAUAUAGUCAAGCAUUAAGAAACUGUUUAAUUUGUGGUCAUUUUCACAUACGCUCAAAUGUAGAUGAUAAAAGGAUUUAGAGUAGAUCAGGGAGAGAUUCAGCGUACUGUACAAUAAAGCUAAAACUGGAAACUGCAACAUUUUUUGCUGUACGACUUUGACAAAACAAGUGCCUAUCCUAUGACGGGACACGAAGGAUCACUAACUUUGACUAUUAUUCAAAGAAGAACCAAAUUGAUAUUUCAGUAACAAAGAAUAAUUGGAACCCCAAGAUUGUAGCAGCUGCAGGCAUAUCUUGAGGGCUCCUAUUUGAAUUCAAUAGAAUGGAAUGGUUAUGGCAUUGAAGUUAAGUCAAUACAGAGUAAAAUACUUCUACGUUUUGUAUUUAAAUUCAUUAGGAAUCUGAUCUUAGGAGGAUCAAAAGGGAUUUGGAAAAAAAAAAAAAAGUUAAGGAAUGCAAGUUAUUCAAGAAGAAAGAAAAGAUUCUUUGUAAACAUGGGUAAAUAAUGUAAUUUCAGAGACUCUGGAAGCACAAAGAAUGUUAGGAGGAAGUUGGUAACCCAGUUAGUGAUACUACAAAUUUGUAAGUUAAGCAUAAAAUAGGAAGAUCGAGAAACCACUAUAUUGCUGAGAUGAGAAACAAAAGAAUGACUUUUGUUGAGAAGGUUGAGAAAGUUUUUCUGUCAAAAUUUAAGCCCAAAAAAUUAUACUUGCGUGAGAAGAGGAAAACGUUGCCAGUAAUCGUACAUAAGAAUUAUGGAAAUCCAAAGUACUUUGUAUUACAGUUGUGUAGAGUUCUUAAAUCAUUCUAUACAUUAUCUCCAUCAAACUAUUCUACCUGUAGUAGUGCCAUCAAUAAAUAGACCGUUGUCCUUGUACACCUUUAGCCUUCGCCACCAUUAAAAGGCCUCUCAAUUAUCCCACCAUCUCUAGCGAUUGAAAGGUAGGCCAAGCAUAACGUGCAAGGUUUGUUCAUCCCACAACCAUCAUUGCCAUGGCUUGAGCUUUGUCGGGCAACAUCUUUGAUUCAAUUGCAGCUGAGAUUUUGAGUCUUUAGUCUCUAUGGUAUACAGAAUGGCCAACUGAAGUCUCACCGCCUAUGAUUCAGGCCAGCUUACUACCUGACUCACAUGCCUUAUGCUACAUACGUGAGUCAUAAUUAUGUGGCUCGUACUAAUUUUGUCAACAACGUAAGAGAAAAGUCGAAAGUAUUACUUGUAUAAAUCUUAAAUGUACACUUAGAAAAGCGAGAUCAGAAAGAUAUCCUUAGACACUCAACAGAAACGUUUUGACAAAAUCAAAUCCUUAGACAAGAUAACCAUUUUUUCCUUAUGUUAAGGCUGUUACAUUACUUUCUAGUAACCUUUACCUUUAGGAGCUGUUACUUUUUUUAGUUGCAGGAUUUUGGUAUGUACAACUGGAAAACCAUUUUUGCACUUGCAACUAUCGUUCUUUAUCUUUUUUUAACUUUUACCCUCUCUGGCGUGGCAUCUUACACUUAAGGUUUAGUUUAAUCUGAACAAUCGGUUACGUAUAUGGCAAAAACCUGAACUCUUCAAUAGGAUCCAGUCACAAGAUAAAUGGACCAAUGUUUAUGUUGAAGAGGAUAGAUAGACCUCCUUGAGCAUUUAGUGUUCCGACCUAAUUUUGACUUCUUUUUCUGGUCCCAACUUAGUGUUCGAAUCGUUACUAUAAUGGCAUAAAAAUAAAUCAUAUGGAAAAAAUUCAUGGCAUCUGUUCUCUAGAUCGGUUGAUUUCGCUGGCCAAAAUGCCCACGUUGAAAAGUUGAAGUCAUGUUCGUAUCUGCCAGUACCUGGAAACAGAUAAGAAAUUAGUCCGGAAUGCCUUUGUUCGCCUGGAUGAUUUCACCCCAUCCAGGCUAACCCUUACACCAAGAAGAAAUUUAACAUUCAGCUGUAGCCCUCAAUUCAAAAUUUUCAGCUGUGGUAGUACUAUGUCGAGCUCUAAUGCGACAUUUUAAAGUCUCAACGGCCACUUUUCUACCCUUUGACUCUGUACAGAGCCUUCUGUUAGAAAAUAGAGCUUGAAUAUCAGUAAAUCACUUCCUCCACAAUGUUUUAUAUAUUGAGUACUACUCUACUAACGUUAUUCUGCUGUGUCAGAAUAGAGUGUAAUGCUGUAGUUGAGGAACCAUUUCUUUCUGUCAUACACUAUUACGUCAGUAGAAUACUUUGAUCAAGUUUUAAUUUCCACCAGUAUUUAAUGUACCUUUACUUUGCCAAAUUUGAUGAACUUGAUGUACAGGUUUCUGCUCUCUACUUCAUUGGAAUGACCGGUCAUUUUGGACUUGGAAACAGCAAUACACUAGCCACUAUUGAUGUAGCUGGGGCGUUUAAUGUAAUUUUCUUUACUACUCGCUGUUUGUUGAUGGCUAUUUAGUUUCUUCUUUCUUUUUCUCAAAAUGACAGCAUUUAGUCUGUCUCGAUCAGAUUUUCUGAAGUUAUUUUCUCUCAUUUUAUUGACUGUCAUAGGGUAACCGCCCUCUCUUCUCAUCAUCUUGUGAAUGCCUCUCAGGGAAUCUUUGGCCAGUCGACAGUACUUGCCGGAAUCAUGAUGCUGAUCAUCACUUAUGCAUCGCCGUUGUUAUAUUUGCUCAGUCUGGUUCUAUAUAUCUCUCUGAAGACUAGGAAAUAUCUAUUGGGACCAAAAUCAGUCCCUUUGACCUGUCUUCUCCGGGAGAUGCUUGUCUUUCCGUGUUUGGUUCCACUGGCUCUGAAUUCCAUCUCAUUGACCAGCUUCACCAUUAUACUGUUUGCAAUGAGGAACCACUUAUUCAUUUGGAGUGUGUUCUCACCAAAGUGAGUAGCGCUGAAUAUGAUCUCCCUACUAACCCUCUCUGCAAUUUUCUCUAGUCCGAAGCUUCUUUAUUAUAUUCAUGGAGUUUUCUAGAAACAUCGGCAUCAUUUGAAUACCUCUAUUAAAAAUGCUGAUUAUCUAUAUGGUUCUGUACUGAAAUCAUGCUCAUGUCUGGUAUUUAUUCGAAUUGCAUCAUCUCUGCGAGUUUUAUUCAAUUUUUUAACACUAAUCUGCAAUGUUUUACUUCCGAAAGGUACCUCUAUGUUUGUGCUGCAACUGUGUGUGUCUACGUUGGGCUGCUGGUUGUCGCUGCCACCAUAUCUUACAUCUGUGCGGUGGUGUUCUACAAGAGAAGAAUCAUUGGACCUCAAGCAAUAGCAGAUGAUACCUGA